Messenger RNA from Anopheles gambiae (African malaria mosquito), 2036 nucleotides. RefSeq lists its product as uncharacterized. Bases 30 to 1250 code for a protein of 406 amino acids. Lineage: Eukaryota; Metazoa; Arthropoda; Insecta; Diptera; Culicidae. Gene Ontology annotation, cellular component: nucleosome. The transcript is spliced from 6 exons. The record is from RefSeq and is a predicted model, not a curated record. Gene Ontology annotation, molecular function: protein heterodimerization activity; structural constituent of chromatin; DNA binding.
CUCAACGAAACCUACGCUCCCGAAGUGAAAUGGCUCGUACCAAGCAAACCGCUCGUAAAUCGACUGGAGGUAAGGCUCCUCGCAAGCAGCUGGCCACCAAGGCUGCUCGUAAAAGUGCCCCGGCCACCGGAGGAGUGAAGAAGCCGCAUCGUUACCGUCCGGGAACGGUGGCCCUCCGAGAAAUCCGUCGCUACCAGAAGUCGACCGAGCUGCUCAUCCGCAAGCUGCCCUUCCAGCGCUUGGUGCGUGAGAUCGCCCAGGACUUCAAGACUGAUCUCCGCUUCCAGAGCUCAGCCGUCAUGGCGCUGCAGGAAGCCAGCGAGGCGUAUCUGGUUGGUCUGUUCGAAGACACGAAUCUGUGCGCCAUCCACGCCAAGCGCGUCACCAUCAUGCCCAAGGACAUCCAGCUGGCCCGUCGCAUCCGCGGAGAGCGUGCCGGUAACUAUGCCGAGCGCGUCGGUGCCGGAGCACCCGUGUAUCUGGCAGCCGUCAUGGAAUACUUGGCCGCUGAAGUGCUUGAGUUGGCCGGAAACGCUGCCCGUGACAACAAGAAGACGCGCAUCAUCCCGCGUCAUCUGCAGCUGGCCAUCCGCAACGACGAGGAGUUGAACAAGCUGCUGUCCGGAAGUGCGGCCCUGACGCUUCAGAGCAUACACCACAUCCAUAGCGGUGACGGUCUUACGCUUGGCGUGUUCAGUGACGCCACGGGUUUCCUCGUAGAUGAGACCGGAGAUACGUUUCACUCCUCCGCGCCGAGCCAAACGGCGGAUGGCGGGCUUGUCAUGAUGAGCACAGGAUUUUUGCUCCGUGCUCAACGAAACCUACGCUCCCGAAGUGAAAUGGCUCGUACCAAGCAAACCGCUCGUAAAUCGACUGGAGGUAAGGCUCCUCGCAAGCAGCUGGCCACCAAGGCUGCUCGUAAAAGUGCCCCGGCCACCGGAGGAGUGAAGAAGCCGCAUCGUUACCGUCCGGGAACGGUGGCCCUCCGAGAAAUCCGUCGCUACCAGAAGUCGACCGAGCUGCUCAUCCGCAAGCUGCCCUUCCAGCGCUUGGUGCGUGAGAUCGCCCAGGACUUCAAGACUGAUCUCCGCUUCCAGAGCUCAGCCGUCAUGGCGCUGCAGGAAGCCAGCGAGGCGUAUCUGGUUGGUCUGUUUGAAGACACGAAUCUGUGCGCCAUCCACGCCAAGCGCGUCACCAUCAUGCCCAAGGACAUCCAGCUGGCCCGUCGCAUCCGCGGAGAGCGUGCCUAAAUCGUCCAUGCAUCCGGAAGCGGUCCCUGUCUAAACGGGGCAUUUCCUUCUCAAAACGGUCCUUUUCAGGACCACCAAUACUGUUGAACAUUCCAAGAAUUUUCUUUCGAUUGCUAUUAUGAAAUUGUACAUACGAAUGCAAGUCUUCACGUAUGUCGUUUUGUUAUAACGAGGAAAGUGUGAAAAGGGGGAAAAUUUGUUUUAAAUAAUCAAUGUUAUGGGAGGUAUUUUAACUUUUUCUUGUCAAAGUUUCGCUUUUUAAUAGGGCAUCUGAGGAUUUUGACUAUAUUGAUCAAUACUUUAUUACCAUCUAUAUAACCUAUGACUAUUAUACCAACAUCGCUGCUUACAACAAACUACGAACGAAUAGUAUGACUAUAUAUUUUACAACAAAUGUUCAACUCAAACAGCUUAACUGAUGCUUAUACAAACGUGAAUUAAAAUGCUCAAGAAGACGACCCUUCAAUACUUAUAAGCAAGUUUAAAAUCGAACAAAUCUAUUACAACAUUUGACUCACGACACAUAAGCUGCUAUUGGUUGCUUUGUCGAUAAAUUAUCCUCGUAUGCGCGAGGAAAAUUUAAUUUAAAAAAAUGAUUGUCAUACAACGAGCGAAACGACUUCUAUUCAUAAUUCAUGAUACACGAAACUCCAUUUUCAAUCUCACCUCGCAAAACGCUUCCAAUCAGUGCGGACUUUUUUCAUGUUUUUUUUUUUUAAACGUGCUAAGGUUCUAUUUAACAUUAAUAUUUACAAUGAACAACGCAGAACUUUAAUGUCAAUCACA